AUGAGUGCUAAGGAGGAAGUCUCGGCCAUGAAAGAUCUUCCUUUGGAGGAUGCAUUUGAGUUCUUUUGUGAAGGAUUAACUCCUUCUGGACCAUAUAGGGACCAUUUAUUAGGAUAUUGGAGAGCAAGUUUGGAAUCACUAGAGAAUAUACUAUUUUUAAAGUAUGAAGAUUUGAAGAAUGAAACUGAACAUUGGGUAAAGAAAAUAGCUCAGUUCAUGGGUCCUCCUUUCUCCUUGGAGGAGGAAGAUAAAGGUGUGGUGCAAAAGAUUAUACACCUAUAUAGUUUUGAGAACAUGUCUAGUUUGGAAGUGAAUAAAAAUGGAAUGGUAAAGUUGGAGUUUGGACUCACAAAAGAUGGAGUCAACAUGUAUGAGUUCAAAAAUAAUUCAUUUUUUAAGAAUGGUAAGGUUGGAGAUUGGAGUAAUCAUCUCACAUCUGAAAUGGCUAGACGACUCAAUCAAAUAACUAAGCAAAUGCUAACUAGUUCUGGUUUGACAUUGAACAUCACACCUAGUGGAAGAGCUGAGAAUCUACACCACUUUCAUGGCUUCCAUCAAAAUGGUUGUCAUUCAAGAAACGAGGCUCUUGCACUUGCAAUUGAUAGAGUCCCUGAUAGUGAGAUCGAUGAGGCAACUGCUGCUGGUGCUGGAGAAUUUGGAUUAUCAAAAUCUAGUAGUGCUUAG
Messenger RNA from Quercus lobata, 684 nucleotides. RefSeq names its product flavonol 3-sulfotransferase-like. The record is from RefSeq and is a predicted model, not a curated record. The coding region runs from base 1 to 684 and encodes 227 amino acids. The transcript has 2 exons. NCBI's taxonomy places the organism in Eukaryota, Viridiplantae, Streptophyta, Magnoliopsida, Fagales, Fagaceae. Gene Ontology annotation, molecular function: sulfotransferase activity.